Molecule: messenger RNA, 756 nt
Organism: Rosa chinensis
Lineage: Eukaryota; Viridiplantae; Streptophyta; Magnoliopsida; Rosales; Rosaceae
Exons: 1
Coding region: 47-547 (166 amino acids)
Source: RefSeq, a predicted model, not a curated record
UAGUAUUUGUUAAAUUUUGCUGGUAAAGUUUGAUGAGCAGGAAAACAUGUUACGGCUUGCUGCUCUCUCACUGCCCGCAUUCCAAUUCCCAUACCCUUUAAAUUCCACAACAAUUCCUCUAUCUAUUCCCGCCCAACAAUAUACCCACCUCAAUUCUUUCUCUUCUUCUUCGCUCCUCAAAACCCAAACCCAAAUCCCCAAAAGACCCAUCAGAUUCGUAGCGCUCGCAAACAACAACAACAACAAUGGUUUGAACCAGGAGAAGGAAGAGGAAAAAGAGAAAGAACAAGGAAUUGGGUCCAACGGCGGCGGAGAUGGGUCGGGGAAGAAUCAGCGGUCUAUAUUCAGCAACAUCAGGUGGGGCGAUCUGCUGCUGGACCCAGAUCCUAACAACAUCUUGGCCGUCGGAUUGACGGGGAUACUGACAUGGGCAAGCGUGCAGGUUCUGUGGCAGCUCUUGUUCAUCUCGUUGGCUAUACUCGUUGCUGCUGUUAAGUAUUCCUUCAUUGCUGCUGUUCUUCUUUUCAUUCUCAUUACCCUACUUUAAUGUGACCCUUGCUUACCCAAAACCUUAAACUUGUGAUACAGAAAUUCCUUAUAUAUAGUUUAGAAUAUGUAAUUUAUAUACUGAAGCUUUGAAGGCUGGUAGAUUGUUAUGUAAAUGCAAUUUCUGCUGUAGUUAGAAUCUGAGAUGUGCAAGUUUAUCUUGAAAUGAAAUUUUCAUGUAAUUGCAGAUUAUAGUUACAGUUUCUUGUA